GAGUUGCCAUCCAGUGAACCUCACACCUCUCUUGGCUGCACAUAGUACAAGACGUACUCCACUCCUAAAGAAUCGUUGCUCGAGAAUUAACUCUUCCUAGGACGUUUCGUUGCCGUCACCAUGUCGGCCAUGCGAGUUGCGAUUUUUUUGUUGAUUGGAUUCUUCGCUAUGCUGAAUGGCGUCCUGUCCGUAGAUUCUCAUGAUAAAGGACGUGUAAGGACACCAUUCAGCGAAGGUUUAUCCAUGGCGGAAGUUCGUUCGGCUAUCCACAGAGCCAUGUCCGGCCAAGAUACCAGAGUGCCCACAGCUCGAGAUAUCCUUUCUGUCAACGUAUCUGGAACUACUCUCAAGAACCCCAUUUUGGAUUUUACAGAAUCUUUCAAUGUUGGCAAAAGCUGUCACGACAUCUUGGUAACGCAAAAAGCGUCGCAAAGCGGUUUGUAUUUGAUUCAUCCUCCCAACAUCGUUCAAGGUCCGUGGAAAGUCUACUGCGAUCAGGAAUCCGAAGGCGGCGGCUGGACGGUGUUUCAAGUACGAGACGAUGUCGAGCCCCACGAAAAUUUUAUGCGCAACUGGGAAGACUACAAACUGGGUUUUGGGGACUUUGACCGCGAAUUUUGGCUAGGUAACAUCCUUUUGUGGGCACUGACGAACAGUAACGACAACAAAAAAUACGAAUUAGCCAUCAACCUAGAAGACUGGAGUGGCAAUAAACGGUUUGCCCGUUAUAAGGGUUUCCGAAUUGGUCCGGAAAGCGACAAGUAUCGUCUUUAUUUCACUAAAAUGUUCCUGGGCAAUGCUGGUGACUCACUAUUCAGCCACAACGGUCUUGCAUUUUCCACAUUCGACGUUGAUAACGAUAACCGUGAAGGGGAAGAUUUUGCGGAGCGAAGCUGUGCCCGACUGUACAAGGGAGGUUGGUGGUAUGGAAACUGCCACGAUUCCAACCUUAACGGCUGGUAUUUGGGAGGCCCACACCGGAGUUUUGCUGACGGUGUUAAUUGGUACACAUGGACCGGUUACAAUUAUUCCCUACGUCGCACCAUGAUGCGCUUCAGACCAGUGAGCGAAAAUUACACAUCAACCGGUCCGACAAUAGGACUCUCCGGCCCCGAUAGCUAUUUGCCGAUGAAACCUGACAGCUAUCUUCCCCUGAAAGGCUAUCGCACAGUUGAAGAAAGUUCUAGUGAACAGACAGACAAGGUGGAUUUCGAUCCCGCUUUAAAUUCUACGAGCAACGCCUAAUGUUUAUAUACACGUCCUACGCAAUUGUUAACUAUUUUUAAGUUUUUACAGUGAAAUAUUCCACUUGCACUGUAUAGUUAUUAUUCUUCACAAAAAUAAAUAUAUUGACUCUGUUUUACACAUACCAAA
Messenger RNA from Daphnia carinata, 1374 nucleotides. Its product is annotated as techylectin-5B-like. The transcript has 6 exons. The record is from RefSeq and is a predicted model, not a curated record. The coding region runs from base 121 to 1245 and encodes 374 amino acids. NCBI's taxonomy places the organism in Eukaryota, Metazoa, Arthropoda, Branchiopoda, Diplostraca, Daphniidae.